This is a messenger RNA of Pseudoliparis swirei, 4426 nucleotides long. RefSeq lists its product as uncharacterized. The record is from RefSeq and is a predicted model, not a curated record. Lineage: Eukaryota; Metazoa; Chordata; Actinopteri; Perciformes; Liparidae. The transcript has 11 exons. Bases 81 to 3221 code for a protein of 1046 amino acids.
CGGCGCUGCUGCUGCUGCUGCGCGAGCGCUGUCGGUAACGGAGGCGACGGACAGAGGAUGAGAGCGCGUGCACUGCAGUAAUGAUGCGUUUUAUCCUGGACUGCCUGAGGACGUCGCGAGCGAGGAGCCCGAAGGACACCGACGUCGUGGAGACGGACGAGCGGGUCCUCGCCAAGGAAGCCGAGAUCAGAGAGCUGGAAAACGCGGUGACGGUGGAGAACGUGGAGCUCCAGGAGCAGCAGACGGACCGCAACGAGCUGGAGGAGACGCUGCUCAAGCUGGAGACGCACAAGGAGGCGCUGGUGCAGCAGAUCAAAGGGACGAGACAGCUGUGCUAUGAGGAGAGCCAACAGAUCCUGUCUCUGCAGGCGGAGGAGGUGCAGAAGGAGAGCCAGGUGGAGGAGUAUGAGAGGGAGCUCGCCAGAGUCCGGUGGAGGCUGAAGAGGCUCCGAGACGAGGUGAAGCACGCCAAGAGCAAGGUGGAGGAGGCCGGGGAGAGGGACACGCCCCUGCAGGACUCCAUCAGACAGUCGUACGACGAGAUCCUGCAGGAGGAGCACACCCUGUGCUCUCUUUCAGGCAGCGCGGUCACCCCGGAGAGCCUGCUGGAGGAGUCCACGUCUCCUGCAGACACCACCGAAGAUGACCCGCUUCCCAUGAGGCCGUGGGGGAGGAGCCAGUCGCUGCCCGCCUACGCUGACCUCAUCAUGCGGGCCAGCGGCUCGUCUUUCUGCAACAACCUGGCGGAUACCCGAGAGGAAGUGGACGACAGCGGGACCAUCUCGCCAAAGAUGGAUAGAUCUGACAUAGAAGACAACGUGGAGGUGGUGGAGAUCAACGACGAGGGGGGGAAAGAGCUCGCUGUGAACCCGACCCGCCUCAGCCAGCUGGACUUCUACCAAGCCGACCCCUUCGCCCACUGUCAGAGUGACCAUGACCUCUUCAAUGAAGACCUGUUCCCCAAAACUGACUCAUCCGGUGGAUUUGGUUCAGACCCUUUCAAGGGCAGCGACCCCUUUGCAACAGAUAUGUUGUACCCGGAGGCGACCGUGGAGGGGGCGGGGCAUGUCGGCGGUGACGAGGGGGACACGAGUCUGUCCUGUGCUGAAAACAAAGCCUCAACCGGAACUCAGUGCUGCGAGUCUGAGUUCCCCGACGAAGACAGUGACAUUGAGAUCAGCUACAGCCGAGAGGACCUGGACGCCAUCGCUGUGGUUGGUGAUCCUUGUGGAUUUCAGCCCAUUCAGAGCUCGUCAAACGAGCUGGUGCCAGAGCCCGUCCACGGCUGGAGGUCCCAGGGUCAGUAUUCUAUAGAAUCAGACCCUAAUGGCUAUGAGCUGGACCUCGGUGCUGUCUCUCCUCCCUCGGAUAUAGAAGAACAGAGUUUGGGAUCUCUGGCUGGCGAGGCUAUCGAAGAUGCUACCAGGGAUGCUACUGGCGAUGCUACCGGCGAUGCUACCUGCGAGGCUAUCGAAGAUGCUACCAGGGAUGCUACUGGCGAUGCUACCGGCGAUGCUACCUGCGAGGCUAUCGAAGAUGCUACCAGGGAUGCUACUGGCGAUGCUACCGGCGAUGCUACCUGCGAGGCUAUCGAAGAUGCUACCAGGGAUGCUACCGGCGAUGCUACCUGCGAGGCUACCUGCGAGGCGACAGCAGGACUGGAACAAGGUCUGAGUUCUGGUUCAACUCAGGCCGUCCCUGAGCUCGCUGAGGAAGUCCAGUUGGACCCAGAUUGGACAGGUGAACUAGAGCAAACUCCGUCCUGCUAUGACGCCUCCAGUCAGAAGGCAGAGUGGGUUGGCGACAUUGAAGAGGAGCCACAAAACCCUAAAACUCCCCAAAACUCAGUAGACUUCCAAAACGUCUUCAUCCAGUCCGACUCGGAUCACAACAGAGAGCUUAGCUUUGAGACGAGCUAUGAAGCAACCAGUCAGUCUUCCUUUGACCCAUACGGCUUUAAACUCAGUCCAGAACAUUCUAGUCACACCCUCUUAGACCCCGAACUGAGCCCGGAACCUUCUGAAAACGAUCUGGCCUUUGACCCUGAGCCCUCCUCUUCUCAACCAGACCAACUGAACAUGGAUCAAUAUGAGUUUGACGUCACUUCCACCCAAAUGGCACGGGACUCCGACCCUUAUGGCUUCAAGCUCAGCCCCGAGGAAGAGAACCAAGAGGUGCUGGACCUCUGUGGCCAUGAUAACCAGGAAGCAAUGGACCUUUGCACCUUUGACAACAAUGAGCAAGUAGAACCCCCUAACUAUAGCAACCAGGAAGUACUGGAACCUCAUACCCAGGAGAACCAAGAAGUGCUUGAACAUUGUAGCCGCAGCGACCAGGACCUGCUGGUCUUGUGUAACAAUGGAAACCAAGAAGUGCUGGAACCUUCCCGGCUCGACAACACAGGUUUAGUUGGCAAUGAAAACCAGGAUUUCCUGGAUUUCUGUGGUCACGACAACCAGGAGGUGGUGGAACCCUAUCGCAAUAUCACCAAUGAGGAACUACUUGAACCUUUUAACUAUGAUAACCAAGAAAUGCUGGAACCUUGUAGCCUUGGCCAUCGGGAACUGGACUUCUCCUGUCCUGAAAACAAUGAAGUGCUCGAUUUAGAUAGCAGUGGUGCCCAAGACUUGCUGGAUUUUGUCGGCAAAGAAAAUCAGGAAGUGCUAGUGUCAUUUGACCAGGGCAACCAGAAGCUUCUGGAUCUCUGCAGCAACGAAAAUCAGGAUUUGCUAGACUUGGGUAGCCAUGAUAACCAGGAGGUGCUGGACUUGUUGAGUCAGGAUGUUUUCCCAGAAGCAAACAAUAACCAAUGCUUUGUGAAACCAGAGGUCAGGUCCACCCAUAACAGUUCAGACAGUGAUGGGACAACGGAAGACUUGCUUGGACUCGAACUCAGUAACACCAGCACCAACAAACCCAACACGAAUACUGCCGACGCCCUCAACAAGGCCGUGAGCAACCUGCCUGCCAACCGGGACCUCGCACCGUCUAAUUCUCCUGCCAGUCACAACUUGUUGGAGGGUGAUCUGGGUUCAGUGUUUGGGGCUGGAGGAUACAUUGGUUGUCCUGAUGUCGCUGACGACCUCGAGCCCCUGGAGAGAAGGCAGGCGAACCCCGUAGCAGAGCCAGUGCGACCGGUCAGACCAAUCCGGCCUCCUCGGCCUUCGCUCAGGGGCAAGGACAAGGCUCAGUCCCAGACUCAGGGCAUUGACCUGAAGUGAUGUCUCACCGCCAGCCAACACUCAUGUGGGAGGGGUUACCAUGUCAGCAGGGUUCCCAUGACCACGCCCACAACACCAGAGAUGGAUGAGGAGAGAAGUAAGAGGACGAGCCACUAGACGGAUACAAAGGGGGGAGGAACGAGACGGGAGGGAGAGGUCGUUCUGCUGUUAUUUAUUGCAAUAACUUUACUAGUUCAGGAGGGUUUUUAUGUUUCAAAGGUAUACAUUACAAUCAGAAUGGACAUUUAAGAAAUUAUGUAAAAGCUCUUAUCAACCAUGAGACGAACUGGCUCCGUAAGAUUGAACGAUCAUCGUCUAUGAAACCUGAUUUGCUCGUGGCCAAUAACUAUGAAAAUGAACAGCAUUCUUAUUCCCUCGUGGUUUUACCCCCAAAUGAUGCUUGUCAAUCAAUCAUAAGGUUGAUAUGAUGCCAUUUAUUUACAAAAUCAGCUGCCGACUCACGUUCCCUGUUCCCCUAAUUCUCUGAGUCCAGCUUCCCUUCCUUUCUGACUCUCCUGUUAAUUAAUCCACACUAAAAAAAAUAUAUAUAUAUAUAUAUAUAUAUAGAUAUAUAUAUAAUAGACUCCUCCUAUUUUGAUUUGAGCUUUGUGUUGGAGAAUGUGUAAUUGGUGUGACUUUGUCACAAAGAUAACAUGUAUAUAAAUGAUAUACUCAGCUAUUGUGGUUUCAGAUUAUCUAGUUGGUAGUUUUAGGUCUGAGUUGGCUGAGAGCUGCAGAGAGAGAGUGGUCGGGUUGUACAGUGAGUGCAUAUCUAUACCGUCGCCAUGACAACAUGCCCUGUGUUAUCCGCCAUCGGUUGCGUUGCUCCUCAGAGAGCACGGGGAGUGCCGCCCGUUUCCCCUCUCAGCAUGUUGCCAGGAGUGUAACCACAGGUCACCUGCUCGUCACUGCCCAAAGGUGAAAGCCACUGGAGGUCAACUUACUCUGUCAAGUAUUCCAGCCUCUGAACUUCCUACUUUAACAUUUUCACCAGUAGCACGACACCGGCCUCCGCCCUGCAUUUCACUCCAUCAGCGUCUCCGGUUCCAUGCGAUGUACUGAUUCUACAAAGGAACAACUAUGCACUGACGUUGACUGUGCACUGUUUCACGAGUUAGCAUCACAAACAUGAGCUGCCUCUCAAUGUGGAGACUUCACUUCCUGGUGGUUCACUGUGCACUCACUGGCAUGGGGAGGGAACUCUG